This is a messenger RNA of Thermothelomyces thermophilus ATCC 42464, 357 nucleotides long. RefSeq lists its product as uncharacterized. Gene Ontology annotation, biological process: nucleosome assembly. Gene Ontology annotation, cellular component: nucleosome. Bases 1 to 357 code for a protein of 118 amino acids. The record is from RefSeq and is a predicted model, not a curated record. The transcript is spliced from 5 exons. Gene Ontology annotation, molecular function: protein heterodimerization activity; DNA binding; structural constituent of chromatin. NCBI's taxonomy places the organism in Eukaryota, Fungi, Ascomycota, Sordariomycetes, Sordariales, Chaetomiaceae.
AUGCCGCCUACCAUCCCUCAGCGCGGCGGGCCAAGCGGCCUUAAGCGAACGGGAAUCGCGGGGAAGACCAUCUUAAAAACAGGCGCGAAGCGUCAUCGAAAAAUCAUCGUGGACUGCAUUCGCGGUAUCACCAAGCCCGCCAUCAGGCGCCUUGCUCGGCGAGGUGGCGUCAAGAGAAUAUCCGGUGACAUCUACGACGAAGCGCGGCACGCCCUCAAAGCUUUUCUCACCACAGUCUUACGCGAUGUUGUCACGUACACCGAAUACAGAAAUGCCAAAACCGUAACGGCAAACGACGUUAUCUUCGCUCUCCGCCGAAUUGGUCGCCCGAUUUACGGAUUCGAUCCCGAUACUUAA